Megalops cyprinoides (Indo-Pacific tarpon) is the source of this 5497-nucleotide messenger RNA. Its product is annotated as NACHT and WD repeat domain-containing protein 2. Gene Ontology annotation, molecular function: protein binding. The coding region runs from base 100 to 5292 and encodes 1730 amino acids. Lineage: Eukaryota; Metazoa; Chordata; Actinopteri; Elopiformes; Megalopidae. The transcript has 8 exons. The record is from RefSeq and is a predicted model, not a curated record.
CGACAGCCUAGGGCAUUUAUACUGGCACGCUAAUGGCACAGCGCUCAAAGCCCAACUGCCGCCUCAAUCGUCACAUCUUCGCGCUGGAAAUCGCCGUCCAUGUGGCCCUCUGGAGUCGGUAACAGACUGCCCUGUCCCCGGGAAUCCGCGCUCCGCAGGGCGGCCCUCAGUGGCAACGUCCUCGCUCUCCCCCCGUACCAUGUACCAACGGGCAGGAGCGUUCGGGUCUUCAUCAGCGCCAACCCCGACGACACAGAGGCAGAGAGGAAUGCUCUGAAGGAGCACGUCUAUCCCAAAUUACGCGACUUCUGCCGGGAGAACUAUGGCAUUGAAUUCCAGGUGGUGGACCUGUACUGGGGAAUAGACCAGGAGGAGUGGGACAGCCCCGAUCUUCAGCGGCUGAGGAUGAAGCUGCUGGAGGAGUGCCUGAAGACCUCCGCAGGUCCAUGUUUUGUUGGACUCGUUGGGGAGAAGUACGGGAGCAUCCGUGUGCCGGGCGAGGUGGAGUCGGCGGAGUUCGAGAUGAUCCUGGACGCGGCGGUGGAGGCGGGGCUAGAUACGCGCAUCCUAGAAGAAUGGUACUGCAGGGACGAGAACGCCGUGCCGCCCGCCUACUACCUCAAACCAAAAUCGCAGAUGCUGAAGAACUACCACAACUCGAUGGAGUCCGGCAACACCAAGUCCAAGAGUGACACGGCCUGGAGGAACGUGUCCGAGGAGAUAAAGCGGACCUUCAGGACGGCAGUGCUGCAUCUGCAGGAGAAAGGCACCAUGAAGAGCAGCCAGGCCAAGAAAUUCCUCUGCUCGGCCCUCGAAGAUGAGCUGGACUUCGCCCUGGGCAAGCAGACCCCCGCCUUCCUGAAGAAGUGCGUGUGCUACAUCCGCAAGAUCUCCAACUUCGACCGGCACGCCAAAAUCCCGGAGAUGGCACGCUACAUGGACAUCGUGGUGAGUGGCGACCGCGUCAUGCGCAACCAGGAGGCCUACGAACGCCUGCUGAAGAUCCGCGACGAGUUCAUCCCCACCAUCGUGGCCUCCUCCAACCUGCGUGUCUACUCCUCCGUCACCCACUGCGACAUGAAGCUGGGCUACUCCCAGGAGGUGGAGAGCCACUAUGUGGAGGGCCUCUGCAAGCAGUUUUACGAGGACAUGGUGGACAUCAUCCAGGCCACCGUCCAGCAGAACUUCGACACCGAGACCGACCCGCUCUACGACGAGAUCCUGCAGCACCUGUCCCUCUGCAAGACCUACUCCUCCUUCUACCAGUACAAGUGCGAGGCCUUGGGCCUGAUCCACAGGUACAUCCUGCCCAGCAAAGGGGGGAGAAUCAGCCCCCUGGUGGUGUACGGAGGACCCUGCACGGGGAAAACGCUGCUGAUCGCUGAGGUGGCGAAGCAGGCCUACAGCUGGCUCCAGAAGGAGUUGGGGCCGGAGACGGACCCGGUGGUCAUCGUGCGGUUCAUCGGCGCGACGGAGUUCUCCACCGACCUGCGCACUCUUCUGCAGAGCAUCUGCGAGCAGAUCGCCAUCAACUACCGCUGCCUGAUCCACUUCCUGCCCCACAAGAUCCAGGAGAUGCGGGAGCUGCUGGUCAACCUGCUGGGCGAGUCGUCCUUCCAGCGGCCCCUGGUCAUCGUGCUGGACGCCCUGGAGCAGCUGUCCGAGGGCGAGGAGGCACGUAAGCUGUGGUGGCUGCCGGUGCACCUGCCCCGCACGGUGCGCAUCGUGGUCUCCACCCUGCCCAACAAGCACGGCAUCCUGCAGAAGCUCCGCUGCCUCAUCCACGAGGAAAGCCGCUACGUGGAGCUGACGCAGCGCGACCGCAAGAUGUGCAGCCAGACGCUCAAGCACCAGCUGCUGGCCGUCAAGCGCAAGGUCACCUCGGGCCAGCAGAUCUACGUCAACGAGGCGCUGGCCAAGUGCACGCUUCCCAUGUUCGUCAACCUCAUCUCCCGGGAGGUGCUGCACUGGCGGUCACACAAGGACGUGGACGACACGUCGCUGUGCUCCACGGUGCACGAGAGCAUCGAGCAGCUCUUCUUCUCCAUCGAGAACAAGCUGGGCUCCAGGUUCGUGUUCCGGGCGCUGGGCUACAUCACCAUGGCCCGGGCGGGGCUGACGGAGAUGGAGCUGGAGGACAUCCUCUCCCUGGACAACAGCGUCCUGAGUGACAUCAUGGUGGGCUCCAGGCUGAAGAACCCGCUGAGGAUCUCGUACGACCUCAUCGCCCGGCUGAAGGAGGAGCUGACCGGCUACCUGAUCGAGCGGCAGGUGCGGAACGUGACGCUCAUGGUGUGGGCCAACCGCCACCUGCACCUCAUCGCCCAGAAGCUCUACCUCAGCAACGAGGAGGACGUGCACCAGAUGCACAGUCUCCUGGCUGAGUACUUCCUGGGGGCCUGGUCUGGCGGGAGGAAGAAGAUAUUCCACUGCGACAACAAUCACUUCGCCUCCCUGACCAUCUCCCACCACAGAAACCCCCACCACCACCAUAGCGACAAGGCCAGCACUGACAAGCACUCCUACGACAGGCAGACCCCCGAGCAGCCCUGGGUGUUCCAGUGCAACCUGCUGGAGCCCGACAUCUUCUUCGUCAACCACAGGAAGAUGACGGAGCUGCUGUACCACCUGACACGCAGCGGCAGGACGGACGACCUCAUGUACGGGGUCAUCAUGAACUUCAGCUGGCUCUACACCAUGAUCAAGAUCGGCCAGUUCGACAAGGCCCUGGCGGACAUCGACCUGGCCUACAGCUACUCGCAGGAGAAGGAGCUCAAGUUCCUGGCCACCACUCUGCGCAGCAUCAAGGCGAAGGUGAUGCGCAACCCGGCCUCGCUGUCCGCCGAGCUGCAGCAGAGGCUGCUGCCCGUGGUCACCUCCCUGCCCAAGCUCCGCCACCUCCUUCUGGAGUGCGACAAGGACGGGCCCAAGUACUGCUCCAUCGUGCCCCUCCACUCCUCCAUGGACGUCAUCUACAGCCCUGAGCGGCUGCCCCUGUGCUCCAGCUACAUGCAGAUCGUGGAGAUCCUGCCCACCUUUGCCCCCAACAUCAUCAUCGUCGCCCUGGAGGACGGCACCGUCAGCACCUGGGACGUGGAAAGCCGGCAGCUCCUGAGGCAAAUCGACACAGCUCGCUCGGUUGUUCUGGGGAUCCGGCUCACCAGCGACGAGAAGUAUCUGGUGGUGGCCACCACCAAGAACACGCUGCUGAUCUACGACAACCACAAGUCUUGCCUUCUGUCUGAGGUGGAGAUCAAGGGCUCCAAGCACUGCGGCAUCACGGGGGGCGUAGCCUUCAUCAACGGCUUCACCCUGUCCAGCCACCACGCCCUGGCGUGGCUGGAGGCCAGCAAGGAUGUCAACGUCAUCGACCUGCUCUACGGCUGGCCCCUCUAUCAGUUCCACUGCUGGUAUGAGGUCACCUGCGUCCAGUGCUCCCCAGACGGGCUGUACGCCUUUUGCGGGCAGUACCUCAACACCACCUCCAUCUUCCACCUGGGGAAUGGGGACAAGCUGGCCACCGUCACCUCCGAGUUCUCGGGGGGUUUCGUGAAGUCGCUGCUGGUCCUGGACACCAUCCACCAGAUGGUGAUGAUCGACAAUGAAGGGAGUCUGUCGGUGUGGAACACCAAGGAGAUCACCAACCCCCGCAUCAUCGAGGACUAUGACUGCCGGGGGGACGAGAGCGAGGUGAUCGGCAUCGAGCUGUCCGAAGACCAGCGCUCCAUCCUUAUCUGCAAGGCCAGGAGCAUCGAGGUGCUGGACACCAGGCUAUGGAAGAUGGUGGAGAAGUUCAAGGCCAAGCGCAGCGAGCGCUUCGUGGCCGCCGUCCUCUCCAAGAACGGCCAGAGCAUCGUGGCCUCCAUGGAGAACACCUCAUCCAUUUUUGUGUGGCGGAGGGACAGCGGCCAGUGCAUGGCCAGUCUGGUGGAGAUCUCAGGGGCCAUUGUCAAGCUCAUCAAGUCCACCCACCACAACCUGCUGCUGUCGGUGGCCAGCAGCGGUGUUCUCUCCGUGUGGGACAUUGACAUCAUCACUGCCAUGUCGAACAUCGACAAAACCGGGCGGCGGAUCCAGAGCCUGCAGCUGUCCGGCAGGGAGGACUUCGUCUUCACCAUGGACGGCUCCGAGUCCGUGCACAAGUGGAACUUCAGCACGGGCUUCAUCGAGACCGUCUUUAAGCACGAGGGCAUCGUGGAGAACUGCGUGCUGACGUCCUCCGGGGACCUGAUGGUCACCUCGGAUGACAAGUGUAGCCAGUACAUCUGGCACACCACGACGGGAGAGAACAUCUUCCGCAUCAAUGGCCAAAGGAUAUCCCAGCUCCUGAUCACACACAACGAUCAGUUUGUGGUCUCCCUCUGCGAACAGAACGCCUCCAGGGUCUGGAGGCUGGCCACCGGGCACAAAGUGUGCAACAUCCUGGUGGCUCUGCAGAACGCCCUGAUCACCACCGCCAACACCUUCCUGGUGGGAACAACGAAAAACAAGCUGCUGGCGGUGAGCCUGUGGUCAGGCAGCGUGUCGAAGAAGUUCGUCUGCGACGACGGCAUCACCAUCGUCAACUUCAAGCUCAUCCCGGACUGCCCUGAUUACGUGGUCUUCAUCACCUCCACGGAGACGGUCUUCAUCUGGAGCGUCGCAGACGAGUCCAUCUGCCGGCGGGUGCAGCUGCCCAGCAACUUCCUGAAGAACCUGGAGGACUUCCAGAUCUCGCCCAACGGCAAGCUGGGCAUCGUCUCGAAGGGCGACGAGAACAUCAAUGUGCUGGACCUUCACAGCGGGAAGCUCCGGAUCGUCCACGCGGCUGGGAUCAUCUGGCGGCAGAAGCUGUCCCGCGACGGCCGCUACCUGGUCUACAUCUGCUUCCGGAACUGCGAGGAGGACGACGACGCCGGCGUGGUGUCCAGCCUGAUCGUCAUGCGGUUGGCGGACGGGAAGAGCAUCGGGACCUGCUCGCUGUACAAGACGCCCACCUUCCUGUGCCUGUCCCAGAGGGCCCUCAACAUCAUCAUCGGCUUCGAGGACGGCAGCAUCGGCACCUACACGGUGGUGGACCGGGUGGAUGCCGCGCUAAAGAUAAAGAUUGCCACCUCCAACAGCCGCCAGAUCGUCAACAACGCCUCGCAGAAGGUCCGGCCCAAGUGCGGCACCUUCGCCUUCAAGACCAUCGCCGACUGCGUGUGGAGGGAGUCCACCGAGGUCUUCUCCAGGGACAGCCCCAUCAACGUGUCCGACUCGGGCGAGGCGGAUACCACCACGCCCACGAAGAAGACCGAACCCCUGCAGUGAGAGUUUGGCGGCUUUUCAGCUGCCCACUUCCUGUUUACAGCCCCACUCGCGAUGCAGCUGCUGAUUACCGCGAUUUGCCGUGACGCUGGCCACGCACUGACCGGACUUGGAGUUUGAUUUCCGCUGCAGCUGAAGGCUUCUCGGUCAAACGGCCGCUCGAUCCUAGCCGGCUUUCCUUCUGAUUGAUCGGAAAUUUUGAGUAUCA